UUCCGUAGGCGGCUGGCCGGCCCUGCGACGCGGCGCGGCCGCCUCCGAGCGCUUCCGGAUGGCUCCGGUCGCCGUCGGCCACGUCGUGUCCUUCUCGUCGCAGGACCCCAGGUUCCCGGUGGAGAACUUGCUGCGGGGCGAUGGCCUUCGGCCCUGGCUCAGCUGCCCCCACGACCAGAGCAGGCAGCUGAAAGCGGAGCUGCAGCUGGAGAGAGCCAGCGCCAUCGGCUACAUAGACGUGGGGAACUGCGGCUGCGCCUUUCUCCAGAUCGAUGUGGGUCGCUCCUCCUGGCCGCUGAGCCAGCCUUACGUCACCCUGCUGCCCAGCGUCACGCUGAUGACGCCGGCUGACUCGAAGCUGGACAGGAACCGCUGCGGAGUCCGGAUGUUUAAAGAAGCAGAUUUCCUGGCGCUGGCGGUGGGCCAGAAGUGGGACCGGCUGCGGCUCAUCUGCAGCCAGCCCUUCAGCAAGCACGGCCAGUUCGGGCUCUCCUUCAUCCGGGUGCGCACCCCGCUGGAAGCUGACCGCGGCCAGCCACCCCCGCCUUCGCAGCAAGGCCUGGAGGAUCCUGAGUCUGCAGCCAGCCCCUGGCACUCCAACCCUGCCUUCUGCAAGAUUUUCUUUCCAGAGCCACGUGUGAGCACUAGGGAGGAGGAGCAGCUGAAGAGCCACCUGCAGCAGCUGGAGCCAGGCCCCGAGUCCCGCGCGUGGAGCCCGGCCCGCCUCAGCCGGCCGGCCAGGAUGGUGCUGUCGGCAGCUCAAAGGCGGGCUCGCAAGCCCAGAGCCAGCACAGGCUCCGUGGGGAGCAACCAGGAGCAGGCAGCUGAAGACCCUGGAGGCCCUGCAGCAUCAGGGUCCGUGCAGGAUGCGCCCGCAGCCCCAAAGAGAGCCCGCGGGAUACCGGACAGGAGGCAGAGAGCUCGGAGCCCAGUGGGCAGGCCUCUGCCAGCUCCCUCAAGGCCGUCCAGGUCAGGAGGAAGAGCCAGAGCCCGGAGCGAUGAAGGAAGACUGGCCAGGACCGGGGAGAGCAGAGGAGAGAGCAGUCAGGGGGAGACGGGCACGUGCCCCAUCUGCUCAGGUCGUUUCAGCGUGGAGCUCCUUCCUGCGCACGCCUCCAGCUGUGGGGAGGAAGACUUCGUCCCGGAGGCGGACUGGCCCUCCUCUCCGUGGGUGGAUUUGUCCCCUGACGCCUGGGUGUCGUGUCCGAUCUGCGAGCUCUGGUUCAGCCCGGGGGAGGUGGAGAGACACGCCAGCACCUGCGGGGAGCAGGCAGGAACCCUGGGCGCCUCGUCCUCUCCCUUCUGGGUGGAGUAGGUAGGGCCGCGAGGCCAGAGGAGGCUCCCAGACUCAGCUCCCCCGACAUCUGGUUUGCAGAGACUCCUCUGAAAUAGGGCUGUAGUUGAUCCUACAGCGAUCUCGAUGUACAGACAAGGACCAGGGAAGUUCCAGUUACCGGGAAUUCAUUCAAAUUGCAAACUUCUUCCUCGUGAACCCGCCGCAGAGACUGGUGAGGCCAAGGGGGUCUGGAGGAGCGGAGGGGCAGGAGAUCCCUGACCCCCUGGACCCAAGAGGUUGAAGUCUGUCAGAACAGUUUGUUUCGGCUGCUGUUAAGGCGAGUGGGGAUUCCAGACGCUGGGAGUUGCCUGGCCCUUGUCAUUGCGAAACAAGGGUGAGGAGCAGCGAGCUGUUGCCGCUGCCAGCAGCACGCGAAGCCUGGGCCAGCGGUGCUGGACCGGGCUGUGCCGCCGGUUCUGCGAGUGGCGGAGCGAGGG
Molecule: messenger RNA, 1773 nt
Organism: Rhea pennata
Lineage: Eukaryota; Metazoa; Chordata; Aves; Rheiformes; Rheidae
Gene: XNDC1N
Product: XRCC1 N-terminal domain containing 1, N-terminal like
Exons: 10
Coding region: 59-1315 (418 amino acids)
Biological process (GO): base-excision repair; single strand break repair
Cellular component (GO): nucleus
Molecular function (GO): damaged DNA binding
Source: RefSeq, a predicted model, not a curated record